Messenger RNA from Gigantopelta aegis, 5922 nucleotides. Its product is annotated as serine palmitoyltransferase 1-like. Gene Ontology annotation, biological process: ceramide biosynthetic process; sphingosine biosynthetic process. The record is from RefSeq and is a predicted model, not a curated record. Gene Ontology annotation, molecular function: pyridoxal phosphate binding; serine C-palmitoyltransferase activity. Gene Ontology annotation, cellular component: endoplasmic reticulum. NCBI's taxonomy places the organism in Eukaryota, Metazoa, Mollusca, Gastropoda, Neomphalida, Peltospiridae. The transcript has 16 exons. Bases 58 to 1494 code for a protein of 478 amino acids.
CGGAAGUACAUAUAUUUCAGUGCGCUGAAGCAUUGACGCAUUGUUUGAAACGGCACCAUGGAUUACGUACCAGCAACAUGGGACAUGUACGAUCUUGUCCAGGGUUUUUUACAGGCUCCACUGUACCAUUUGAUGCUGGAAGCAUUUCUUAUCCUGUGGAUAGUGAAGUUGAUUUUUUCCAAGAGCUAUUCACCAACAAAACCUGUACUGACUGAUGAGGAAAAGGAGGAGCUUAUAUCAGAAUGGAAUCCUGACCCAUUGGUUCCCGAUGUUCCAGAUGACCACCCGAUUAUUGUGGCCAUGGAGAAAAAUAUGAUCUCUGGUCGCCCUAGCAAGUUUUUGAACAUCGGUGGUAAUAAAUGUCUCAACAUGGCUACCUUCAACUUCCUUGGAUUGGCCGAGGACAAAAGUAUUGAAGAAGCUGCACUGAAGACACUUAAAGUCUAUGGUGUUGGUUCGUGUGGUCCAAGAGGAUUUUACGGAACAUUUGAUGUCCAUUUGGAAUUUGAAAACCAGCUUGCUAAGUUCAUGAACACUGAAGAAUCCAUCCUUUAUUCUUAUGGAUUCUCUACCAUAGCCAGUGCUAUUCCAGCUUAUGCAAAGAGAGGAGAUAUUGUAUUUUGUGACGAAGGAGCAUGUUUCUCAGUCCAAAAAGGUGUGGUUGCUAGCCGCAGCACAAUUAUCUAUUUCAAACAUAACGACAUGGACGACUUGGAAAGAGUGCUGAAAAUACAAGCAGAAAAAGAUAAAAAGAACCCAAAGAAGGCAAAAGUGACCCGGAAGUUUAUAGUUGUUGAAGGUCUCUCAAUGAACUAUGGGGAUAUUGUUCCUCUUCCCAGAUUAGUGGAGUUGAAGUGGAAGUACAAAGUGAGGAUCUUUGUAGAAGAAAGUUUGUCAUUUGCUGUGCUUGGCAAAACUGGCAGGGGUGUCACAGAACACUUUGGUAUUUCGAUUGAUGAAGUGGAUUUGGUUGCGGCUAACUUGGAGAAUUCAAUUGCUGCAUGUGGAGGAUUUGGCUGUGGAAAGAAAUAUGUUAUUGACCAUCAGCGUCUGUCGGGUCUUGGAUACUGCUUCUCGGCUUCUCUUCCCCCGAUGUUGGCGUCGGCUGCUGCUCAGGCUCUCUCGAUCAUUGAAAACAAUCCAAAUAUGUUGGCCAAGUUGAGGGAAAACUGUGAACUGAUGCACGAAGGUCUUUCGAAGAUCGAGAACAUUCAGGUGGUAGGUGAGCCGAUAUCGCCAAUCAAACACCUGCGUCUCACUGAGCCAACCGACACGAGGGACAUUGACAUGAGGACAUUACAGAUGGUCGUAGAUGAGACAAUGAGUGAAGGUGUGGCUGUGACUCUGGCCAGAUACCUUGACAACGAAGAACACCUGCUUCCACAACCUAGCAUCAGGAUUUCUGUCAACAGCAAGUUAUCAAGAGAGGAUAUUGACAGGGUUGUAAAUAUACUCAACACUAAUUUCAAGAAAAUCCUCGCCAUGGUAUCAUAGCAACAUAUCAAGCUUCAGCCUUGAAAAUGAGUGUUCACCAAAUAUUAACCAUUUACACAGUUUACCAGGGAUGUACAGACAGUGAUUUUCCAUAACUGCAGCAAAGUUUAACAGCAUUAGAUGUUUGGUAUUUGCAAAUUGAAGUCCACCUGCAUAAUAUGUUCUACUUUUAAUACCAGGCUUGAACAUCCACUUCCUGGUUGAUAACUUUCAGAUCAUUUGAGAGAACACAGUUUAUCGGCUUGGCUUAAAACAACAUGCAGUCUGACCUGUGCAUGUCAACCAUCUGAUGAACAGUUUGCUACUUAAUAGACGUUAAUGUGAGCUAUUAUUUUGUAGUACAGUGUAACACCUCUACAAUGGGACCAAAUAAAAGGUUUUGUUUUAAGGGGUAUCCGAGUUAAAGAGGCUCUGUUCUGUACUGGUAUUAGAAAGCGACCAUGUUAAAUAUCCAGUUUUUAGCUGAUUCAAGUUUAUUUGAAGGUUCUGGUUUUGAGGGAUUUCACUGUACUUAAAAUAAUUUGGGCAUUUUAACAAAGGUGGCUGCUUUGUACAGGUCAGAAAGAUGUGUAUCUGUUAACAAAAUCAAAUAAAGAAAAAGAUGUUAUGCUCAUUUACCCCCCGUUUUUUUCUCCUUUUUAUUUUUUGUGUCUCCAUUUUUUUUCUAUAAUACAAGCCGUGACAUAACUGGUUCCCUGGUCACCAAAGGGGACUACAUUUUUAGUAGCGUUAAUUGCCAAUGGCUCCUAACUUGUCCUAACUUGACUCCUCCAGGGUUGGCUAGUUGUCCUUCGAACCUUUAACAUGUAUUAUUUCAGCCACUUUUAUAGACGCCAUUGAUUGUCUCAACCAAAUGUACGACAGCUUAUAAAAUGUGCCUGAUCAUUCAGAUUAUUUUUCUCUUCUUUUUUUUUCAAAAGUUUUUACCCCUUAAUACUUAUCCUUAUCUAAACUAUAGUGUAUUUUCCCCUUAUUUCAAAAUAUUGUAUCAUUUCUUUCAUAGUUUUGAAAAGAAAAAAAAUUGUAACCAGGACCAAGCUUCCGAUUCUUUUGUAAAUUCAGUCCAUUCCAUUUUAUGGAGAGGUAACUUUACUAUAUAACCUGAGCCCAUUAAAAAUUGUUAAAGGUGGGGUUUUUUAAAGUUUCUUUUUUAAAAUUCUUAUUUUGGCUGUUAAAAAAUAAACAAAAUAACAGAAAUAUAAGUAUCCCUAUACAAAUACAUUACCUCAUCCAUCCAUAAUAAUUAACGACAAACCUUCAUCUUCAUGGGUUUUUUUAGAAUCUGUCUGAAAAAGUCCUGGCACAGACUUCAGGAUUUUGUGAGUGCAUGUUCGGAUAGCUUUAAUCAUUGGAGCCAGUAAUAGUGUGAUUGGUGGAUGAGUGCCUGAAUUUCAUUUUAUUGCUGUCAUCAUUCUGAUUGGGGGAUUGUUACCUCAAUUUAUUCAAUUGAUAGUUACGUGUCUACAAAAUCUUUUAAACUUAUUGUAUGUCUGUUAUUUGUGUUAAAUAUUUUGUUGUGUUUAUUUUGGGGUUUUUCUUAUAUAUUUCAACUCUUUGUUAGUUAUGUUGUUGAACGUUUGUUGCACAAAUGAUUAAUUAUUGGACCACAGAUGUACUGUGCAUGUUAUCUAACAUGAAAAACAAGAAUAUACAUAACAUUUUCAAAAUUACUACAAACCUGCUACUGUAAAUCUGUUAUGUAUUUUGACAUAGAAGACCGCUCAGUGUGUAAUAAGUAUUGCGUAAGCUAUGUAUAAAUUAUUUCAGGUAAAGUUAGUGAUGAGAUGAUAGAAAGCUAUAAUAUGUUUUAACUAAGGAAAUUUAUGAAGGACAAAGACCGCUCUUCUGAAAGCCGUUUGUCAGGACUAAAUAUAUGAAAUUAGUAGCUUAACAACAGCAUAUUUAUUACUAUGCAUGCAAGAACUUGAAAUAAAACAGUCUUAUCAUGUUGCUCUUCUACUUUAUCCAAAAAUUUACCCAUCGUCAACUUACAUACGAUUGAAUUGAGAAUGUAUUCCUUGUAAGUUUUAUGUUAUUCUCUAACUAUUUAGUAUUCUGAAACAUCCUAUAAAAUGUUAAUGUGCACAAAUUUUGAGUCUGUUCGUAAAAUAUGUACUUAACAUUUUGUGUCUUUGAUCUGGGACUGUUAGCCAAAUAACAAAUUUGGUUGCCAGUAUGUUUUUUUUUAAUAUCUAUAUAAAGUGCAAUUUUACUUGUGAUAUUUCAUGUUUGCACAUUGUUUACAUCAUGUUUGCACAUACAUGUACUUUUCUUUUUAUGUAAGUUAAAAACAAAUUCAUCUGUCAUCUCAUUCAUACCAUUGUAUUGAAUGCUUUGAACUCGUUUUCAGUCUGUAUUAAAAUAGCAUUAAACUGAAAACUUCUGUGGUAUACAGAGAUUAAAAAUGGGUGGUGAAUAUUUGAGUUUUCCUGGAUAUAAUUUAGUGUUUUCCGAAAUGUUGAAAAACAAAAAUCCUUUAUUUAGGUAUUGUAUAGAGUUGUCAGCACUUUAAGGAUAGUUUCAACUUUUUGUUUUAAAAUAGAUAUUACAUCCCUGGUUACGUUAUGUUGUUCGAAACUAUAAAUAGCUUGGUGUAUUAAUACUUGUUGAUUUAUAAUCAAUUUUUAUGUACUGUUAGUAUUAAGCCAAUAGGAAGCAAUCGGAGUUGCUUUCAGCUUGUUGAUAAGUAGUGUGAUGUAUAUAUGUGUGUGUGUGUGCACUUUUAAAAGUUUAAAAACCAUCAAAAUAGUGUGUACUGCUACUUGUAUAAGUAUAUUCAAAAUAUAUAUGUAUAUAUUUGUGUACAGCUACAAUAAUAAAUUAAGUACUUGGCCAAAUCCAGACAGUGAACACAAUCAAUCUACCUGUUACUGUAACUGCAUGGUGUUCGUCUAUUUAAUUAAAAAAUGUCUGUCAUACAUUUUGUUAUCAGAUUCUGUUGUGCAUCUUUCAUUAAACUAGUCGUCUUCUUUUUUUUAGAUAUAUAUUUAUUACUUGCUUUAGUUAUUUUUAUAUGUGAAAUAAACUUACUAAUUUACUUUAUUAUUAUGUGCUCAGUUUAUUAUUUUGAAAGGCAUCUUUUAUAAUGUGAUAUAAAUGUAACAUAUUUGGUUAUUUCAGGGUUCAGCCAGUUCUCCAUAACUGGAAUAUCAGAGGCUUUCGUGUGUGCUUUUGUGUUUGUGUGGAAAUGCAUAUAAAAGAUCCCUUACGGCUAAUCACAGAUGCUUUUGUGGCAGUAGUGGGUUUCUUUUCUUAUUCUUUGAACUUAUCCAUCACAUUUGCCAUAUGUUAGCAAUCUUAAAAACUUCCAAUAAUUUUUUAAUUUGAAUAAUUUUUAUCCUUUCUUUCAACUGCUGAUUAUAGUACCAGGUAAUGGCAGAGCCAAGGGAGUGAAUUAUUUUAGUGUGUACCUGUAUGUUGAGUUAAAUGGAAUUCUUACAGUUUAUUUAUCAAAAAUCAUGUUGAAAUGAUUUGGGGGACAUUUAAUUUGUGUGACAAUUUAAGUGUUUCUCUUUGCCAAGAAUCAUGUGGGUUGUUAAAAUGAGGUCAGUGAUAUUUUAGUGGAAUACAUUGCUUGUGAAACAUUGUGUCAAGUUGUGAAAUGUUUAAUCAAGUUGUUUCUGGUUCAUUACCUGUAUGUAAAACUCAUUGUCUGUUAUGGGCAGUUGACACACCAUGUGUGUUAUUAUGUGUAUUUGUUAUUAGGACCACUUUUCAGCUCGUGUUUGAGUGUGCUUAUAAAAUAUCAUAAACUAUGCAUACCAUUUACUUUUUUUUUUUUGCUUUCUCAUUCUGAUCCUUAUGGACUUCCAUGUGUAUUUAAAGUGAAACGUAACAAAUAUUGAUGGUGAUCUGUUUCAUAUACGUCUUCUGUAAUACAUGUCUUUUAAACAAAGUACAUAAAAUGUCUGUAAACUGACUUAAGUGUUAAAAAUGGUGUUCAAUUAUAACAAACGAGGCUGGCUUGGAUUUGAUGGUGGUUUUGUCAAUGAUUUAUCAUAUCUAUUAAGUAAAAUACCAUGGAUAUAUAUAUACCAGACAGGUGUGUUCAUACCUUCAGAAUUUAAUAACAUUGUGGCACAUUCUAAUCAGGUCAUUUAAAAAAAUAUAUGUCUCAAAUUAAUAUUGUCUGGAUGUUUUUUUUAAUACAUGAACUGCAGCAUAAUAAAUUAUAUAACUGUUGCACAAGUGUUAUUUGCUUAGAAGUCUGUAUCAUAAUCAAGCUUCCAUGUGGGGGUGGGGUGUCCAAAACCAUUCACAUUUUCAGCAUCAUGACCUGUGUAACUGUUAGUUCCCACUAACUUAUAGAGAAUGGGUAUGUUUUGUUUUGUUUUUUGUAAGUGGUAGUAUGUGUAUGACAAUGUUAAAAUGAUCACUUUAAGUAUUUUGUAUACUGUAACCACAAAAGAAUAAAAUGAAUCAUAUUUG